Molecule: messenger RNA, 3376 nt
Organism: Cimex lectularius (bed bug)
Lineage: Eukaryota; Metazoa; Arthropoda; Insecta; Hemiptera; Cimicidae
Gene: IntS6
Product: integrator complex subunit 6
Exons: 16
Coding region: 227-3160 (977 amino acids)
Biological process (GO): snRNA 3'-end processing
Cellular component (GO): integrator complex
Source: RefSeq, a predicted model, not a curated record
UCGCUUCGGCUGGACGUGCCGCACACACUGCGGUGGUUGCAUUCGCAUAGUGGAACAAUGCUGGCCGACGGCGAAGCCAGCCCUUGAACUUUUUUGAAUUUUAUAUCCCCCGUUUUUUUAUUUUUUUUUAUUGGUUUUUAUUUUCCCCCCGUCCGAUACACACUUUUUCACUUGGAGCCCCGUUGAUAUUUCGUGGCGUUUCCUUCAGGGUUUCCCACAACGAAUAAUGACGAUAAUAGUGUUUCUGAUCGACACCUCGGCUUCGAUGAACCAAAGGGCAUAUCUCGGUGGUCGCCCUACCCUCCUCGACGUCGCCAAGGGCGCAGUCGAGACGUUCGUCAAGGUGAGGCAGAGAUCUCCCGAGAGCAGAGGUGACAGAUACAUGCUGUUGACGUUCGAGGAUCCGCCUAACAACAUCAAGGCCGGCUGGAAAGAGAGCUUAUCCACUUUCAUGAAUGAGUUGAAGAACCUUCAGUGCCAGGGGAUGACGAUGAUGGGAGCCGCUCUCAAACACGCCUUCGAUGUACUCAACAUCAACAGGAUGCAGUCUGGAAUUGACACCUAUGGGCAAGGGCGGUGCCCAUUUUUUCUUGAACCUGCUGUCAUCGUCGUUAUCACAGAUGGUGGCAAACUUUCAAACACCUCUGGGAUUCAAGAAGAAUUCAAUCUUCCAAUGCACUCUCCAAUCCCUGGGUCAGAACUUACAAGAGAACCUUUCCGUUGGGACCAACGACUAUUUUCCCUUGUACUACGACUGUCUGGUACACCAGCCAUAGAAAGGGAUGUUGGGCUGGUGCCGAGUGACACAUCCCCUAUUGAUGCCAUGUGUGAAGUGACAGGAGGGAGAUCAUAUUCUGUGACAUCGCAUAGAAUGUUAAUGCAAUGUAUAGACAGCCUUGUUCAAAAAGUACAAAGUGGAGUAGUUAUCAAUUUUGAGAAAAUCGGGCCAGAUCCUCCUUUGAUUCCAACAGAAAAUUCUAAAGAGGGUUUAGAAAUUGGAGAGAGUGAAGAGAUCAAAGAAUGGGAUAAGGACAACUCCCAAGGAGACGGAAAUGGUAAAAUGGCCAAUGGAGCAAGGCCAAAUCCAAUAAAUCCUUUAACCCCAGGAAACACUGCAUGGCAGACUUGUCGGAAAUUAAUUUAUGUGCCUCGUUCAGCACAGAAAGGAUUACCAAUUGGAUUCUGGCCAAUCCCCGAGUCAUUUUGGCCUGAUCUACAACAAACUACUCUGCCUCCACGAACGGCCCAUCCAAACGUUAAAUUUAUGUGUACGAGCCAAGAUCCAAUGGUCAUUGAGAAUUUGCCCUUCGACAAGUACGAGCUUGAACCGAGCCCUCUUACCCAGUACAUUUUAGCUAGGAAACAACCGACGACGUGUUGGCAAGUUUUUGUGCCUAAUUCGUACAAAAGCUCGGAAGUUGGCCACCCGUUCGGAUAUUUGAAGGCAAGCACUAAUUUAAACUGUGUCAAUUUAUUUGUGAUGCCUUACAACUACCCAGUACUUUUGCCCUUACUGGACGACCUUUUCAAAGUCCUGAGGCAGAAGCACACGCCCGAGUGGAGAACAGCAUUUUCCAAUUACCUCCGAACUAUGCCUUCCUAUUAUGCUGGUCCUUUACGACGAGCUCUUACGAGAAUGGGUGCAACUGGAGUUGUUGCUCAAAACCUUGUGCCUGACACAUUAGACAAUUCUCUUAGUUACACUAUCCUAAGUUACCUCAAGAGGCUUAAAAACCAAGCAAAAAUAGAAUUUGAAAAAUUAUGUAAUGAUGUGAAUAACAAGCAGCUAGCCAAAACACAACCUGAGGGGAUUAGAGUUACUCCAAAAACCUCUUUCAAACGAGAAAUGCUGUCACACCCUAGUUUACAAAGUAAAUUCCAGUCUUUGAAAGAUCAGCUGAACGAAUUCAGCGGCUUUAUUGUUGGAGUUAGUCAUAGGAAACAUAGAGUUGGCCAGAGUUAUCGAAAUGCAUUUGACAUCCAACGCCACAAUCUUUUAGACCAGCUGCUUCGAAUGCGGGCCAAUUUUUUAAACCCCUCUCCCUCACACACUAGGCUUCAGGACGAAGAUGUUUUGCACAGCAUGCCAAUUAGCCAAAUGGGAAAUUAUCAGGAACACCUAAAAAAAACUCAACCCUUAUUGAGGGAAGUCGAAUCUGCGCCGGUUAGACAGCACAUGUUUGGCAAUCCAUUCAAGAUAGACAAGAGGAUGAUGGUCGAUGAAGCGGACAUAGAUAUGACGAACAUCGGUAGCAGUGGGAAAGGCCAUAAGCGAGCAUUGGACGGAGGUCCGGCGAGGCCGAACAAAAGGAAACCGGGACCAAUACCACGGGAAGUGACGUUCCGGAGGCCUUCCUCGCCCAUCCCACCAUCUCCAUCACCAUCGCCGCCACCGCCACCUCAGCUUACAAACCUCCCUGUACUACCACGGCCUGUGCUGCCUGUGAACACAGUUCCACCGACUAUAACGCCUCCUUCUGCACUUCCGGUAGUGAAUGAACCUGUUGUUCUUUCAAUUCCACCUUCAUCACCUCCUCCACUUAUAAAUGGAGAUAUAGGCCCGAUGGAUGUCGAUGAAGAGAGGUUGACCAUUAUUUGUAGACCAAGGUCACCAUCACCACCUGCUGAGUUUGCACCACCGGUACUCCAGCCGUACGAUGGCGGGACACCGAUGGGUGCCAGUGGUGGCUGUCCACCACCCCAGCUUGUGCCUUCAUACUCGACGCCUCCCCUCUCUCCACCGCCGCUUACGAUUGCGGAGGAUAUUGAGCCACCUGUGGAAGUGGUUCCGGCUCCUCCUACCAAGCACGAACUGGCUCAGAUCCGUAGUCAUAACUUACAUAUUAGGGCUCUGGCUUAUAAGGAAGUUAGAAGGCCUGGAAGAAACUAUGAGCCGCUGCUUGAACAUCUAACUUUGAUGAAAGGGAGCGUUGAUACACGAAUCAAUCUACUGAAGGAUGUCAUCAAUGAGUCAUUAAGGUUCAAGCGUAGGACUUUGGCGAGCCAUCUCGAUAAACAGCUUAAGGCUUUAAUCAACUCUUCUCCAAAUCAUCAUGGAAACAAUGGUGUAACCAACACUAAAGUGGCAGUUUGGAUGACGAUGUGGAAUUGCCCAGAUGGACAUGUGGACUCCGUUGUAUCCAAGCCACUGGUGAUUUAGAAAAUUACGCCUUGAAAUUUUAUAGAAUUAAUGAAUUUGAAUGAAUGAAAUAAUUAUGGGUGUGCUCUGUACAAUUAAGUUGCUGUAAUACCUAGGUUGAAAUUGUAAACAAAAAAUCUCAAGCGAUUUUGUAUGCUUUAUUUUGAGAAUGUUAUUUAUUUAUUUUAAAUGUCAAAGAGUAAUGAAUUUAAAUAGAAAAAAUUAUGUUAAAAAUGA